Messenger RNA from Balearica regulorum gibbericeps (East African grey crowned-crane), 1202 nucleotides. The record is from RefSeq and is a predicted model, not a curated record. NCBI's taxonomy places the organism in Eukaryota, Metazoa, Chordata, Aves, Gruiformes, Gruidae.
CCUGGAGGUGGCCCACAGUCCUCCACUAACUCUCUACCCUUCUUCCCCAUAGGUCCCCACUGCAACGCCUCAGUAGACCUGAUCGGCACGUGUUGGCCCCGGAGUGCAGUGGGACAGCUGGUUGCUCGACCCUGCCCCGAAUAUUUCUAUGGUGUGCGGUACAACACCACGAAUAAUGGCUACAGGGAGUGCCUCGCUAACGGGAGCUGGGCGGCACGGGUCAACUAUUCCCAGUGCCAGGAGAUCCUCAGCGAAGAGAAAAAGAGCAAGCUGCACUACCACAUUGCUGUCAUCAUCAACUACCUGGGGCACUGUGUCUCACUGGGGGCCCUCCUCGUGGCCUUCGUCCUCUUCAUGCGUCUGCGGAGCAUCCGGUGCCUGAGGAACAUCAUCCACUGGAACCUGAUCACAGCCUUCAUCCUACGCAAUGCCACAUGGUUUGUGGUGCAGCUCACGAUGAACCCAGAGGUGCACGAGAGCAAUGUGGUCUGGUGCCGCUUGGUCACUGCUGCCUAUAAUUACUUCCAUGUCACCAACUUUUUCUGGAUGUUUGGCGAGGGCUGCUACUUGCACACAGCUAUCGUGCUUACCUACUCCACAGACAAGCUCCGCAAGUGGAUGUUCAUCUGCAUUGGCUGGUGUAUUCCCUUUCCCAUCAUCGUCGCCUGGGCCAUCGGGAAGCUGUACUACGACAAUGAGAAGUGCUGGUUUGGGAAGCGAGCAGGAGUUUAUACUGAUUACAUUUACCAAGGUCCCAUGAUCCUGGUGCUUCUGAUCAACUUCAUCUUUCUGUUCAACAUCGUCCGAAUCCUCAUGACGAAGCUCCGAGCUUCGACCACAUCGGAGACAAUCCAGUACAGAAAAGCAGUCAAGGCCACACUGGUGCUGCUGCCCUUGCUGGGAAUCACCUAUAUGCUGUUCUUUGUCAACCCGGGGGAGGAUGAGAUCUCCAGGAUCGUCUUCAUCUACUUCAAUUCCUUUCUGGAGUCCUUCCAGGGCUUCUUCGUCUCUGUCUUCUACUGCUUCCUGAACAGCGAGGUCCGAUCGGCCGUGCGGAAGCGGUGGCACCGAUGGCAGGACAAGCACUCCAUCCGCGCCCGUGUGGCUCGGGCCAUGUCCAUCCCCACCUCCCCAACCCGCGUUAGCUUCCACAGCAUCAAGCAGUCCACAGCUGUCUGAGCCAGGAGUGAGCUGCCGUACGG